Molecule: messenger RNA, 1281 nt
Organism: Leptosomus discolor (cuckoo roller)
Lineage: Eukaryota; Metazoa; Chordata; Aves; Leptosomiformes; Leptosomidae
Gene: KCTD16
Product: potassium channel tetramerization domain containing 16
Biological process (GO): protein homooligomerization; regulation of G protein-coupled receptor signaling pathway
Cellular component (GO): postsynaptic membrane; signaling receptor complex; presynaptic membrane
Molecular function (GO): protein binding
Source: RefSeq, a predicted model, not a curated record
AUGGCUCUAAGUGGCAACUGCAGGACUUACCUUCCUCCUCGAGAGCAGGGGACUGGGCUGCACUCCUUCCCGGAGGUAGUGGAGCUAAACGUGGGCGGCCAGGUUUACUUCACUCGCCAUUCCACCUUGGUUGGCACCCCUCACUCCCUGCUGUGGAAAAUGUUCACCCCAAAGAGAGACACAGCCAACGAUCUGGCCAAGGACUCCAAGGGAAGAUUCUUCAUCGACAGAGAUGGUUUCCUUUUCCGCUAUAUUCUGGACUAUCUCAGGGACAAGCAAGUGGUUCUGCCCGACCAUUUCCCAGAGAAGGGAAGGCUCAAGAGGGAAGCUGAGUACUUCCAGCUCCCAGACUUGGUCAAAAUCCUGACUCCCGAUGACAACAAGCAAAGCCCCGACGAUUAUUGCCACAGUGACUAUGAAGAGGUCUCCCAAGGCAGUGACACAAGAAUAUGCCCACCCUCAUCGCUCUUACCGCCUGAUCGGAAGUGGGGAUUCAUUACCAUCGGGUACCGGGGGUCAUGCACUGUUGGCAGGGAGAGCCAAGCAGAUGCCAAAUUCAGGAGGGUCCCAAGGAUUUUGGUUUGUGGAAGGAUUGCUCUGGUCAAAGAGGUCUUUGGAGAAAGUUUGAAUGAAAGCAGAGACCCAGACAGGGCUCCAGAAAGGUACACCUCCAGGUUUUAUCUCAAGUUCAAGCACCUGGAGCGGGCUUUUGACAUGUUGUCCGAGUGUGGAUUCCACAUGGUGGCCUGUAACUCCUCGGUGACGGCUUCGUUUGUCAACCAGUAUACAGACGACAAGGUCUGGUCCAGCUACACUGAAUAUGUCUUCUACCGUGAGCCCUCCCGGUGGUCCUCGUCCCACUGCGACUGCUGCUGCAAGAACGGCAAAGGCGACAAGGAGGGAGAGAGCGGCACGUCGUGCAACGAGCUGUCGACAUCAAGCUGCGACAGCCAGUCGGAGGCCAGCUCCCCCCAGGAGACCGUCAUCUGCGGCCCCGUCACCCGCCAGCCCAACAUACAGACUCUGGACCGGCCGGCCAGGGGGCCGGUGCAGCUGCUGCAGCAGUCCGAGAUCCGCAGGAAGAGCGACCUGCUCCGGACUCUCACCUCCAGCUCCCGGGAGUCCAACUCCAGCAAGAAAAAAGCGGUGAAGGAGAAGCUCUCUAUUGAGGAGGAGCUAGAAAAAUGUAUCCAGGAUUUCCUCAAAAUCAAAAUCCCAGACAGGUUUCCAGAAAGGAAACACCCCUGGCAAUCCGAACUGCUGCGGAAGUACCACCUAUAG